GGCUUGGAGAAGUAUGUCAUGACAAAGUUGUUCUCUAGAACAUUUGUUUCUUCUCCAGACGAUGCAAAGAUUAACCAUGAAAUUUCAGAAAAAAUAAGCUUGUUGCAGAACUUUUUGAGGCCUGAGCAUUUGGAUAUCCUACCAACUUUUCAUAACGAAGCUUCAUGGCUGGUAUGCUUUCAGCUUUUAUCAAUGCUUGAAUAA
This is a messenger RNA of Ilex paraguariensis (yerba mate), 204 nucleotides long. NCBI's taxonomy places the organism in Eukaryota, Viridiplantae, Streptophyta, Magnoliopsida, Aquifoliales, Aquifoliaceae. The record is from the annotation of a GenBank genome assembly.